GUAGAUUCCUGUUCUCGGGUGCAGUUGCUGUUGCAGGGAGAUGAUGAGCUGAGAACUUUGGCAAAAUGGAGAAGCACAACAUGAGGGCAGUGACCUAUGAUGAUGUGCAUAUCAACUUUACUCGGGAAGAGUGGAAUUUGCUGGAUCCUUCCCAGAAGAAUCUCUACAAAGAUGUGAUGCUGGAGACCUACAGGAACCUCACUACUAUAGAAUGCAUUUGGGAAGACCAUAAUAGUGAAGAACAUUGUCAAUUUUCUAGAAGACAUGAAAGGAGUGAGAGAAUUCAAACUGGAGAGAAACCUUCAGUAAAUUUUCAAUGUGAUAAAUCCUUGACAUAUGACAAGCACCUUAAAUGGAAUGAAAGAACACAUACUAGAGAGAAACCCUAUGAAUGUAAUCAGUGUGGUAAGGCCUAUGCUUACCGCAGUACUCUUCAAAGCCAUGAAAGAACACAUACUGGAGAGAAACCCUAUGAAUGUAAUCAAUGUGGUAAGGCCUUUGCACGGCAUAAUGCUCUUCAAUACCAUGGAAGAACACAUACUGGAGAAAAACCCUAUGAAUGUAACCAGUGUGGUAAAGCCUUUGCAGCUCAAAGUACUCUUCAAGUACAUAAAAGAAUACAUACUGGAGAGAAACCCUAUGAAUGUAAUGAAUGUGGUAAGGCCUUUGCAGCUCACGGUACUCUUCAAAACCAUAAAACGACACAUACAGGAGAGAAACUAUUUGAAUGUAAUCAGUGUGGCAAGGCCUUUGCAGUUCACAGUAAUCUUCAAAACCAUAAAAGAACACAUACUAGAGAAAAACCCUAUGAAUGUAAUGAGUGUGGGAAAGCCUUUGCAUCUCACAAUAAUCUUCAGAACCAUAAAAGAACACAUACUGGAGAGAAACCCUAUGAAUGUAAUCAGUGUGGUAAGGCCUUUGCACGACACAGUAAUCUUCAAAACCAUAAAAGAACACAUAGUGGAGAGAAACCCUAUGAAUGUAAUGAGUGUGGUAAGGCCUUUGCACAAUACAGUAAUCUUCAAAAGCAUAAAAGAACACAUACUGGAGAGAAACCCUAUGAAUGUAAAGAGUGUGGGAAGGCCUUUGCAUUUCACAGUAAUCUGAAAUGCCAUAAAAGAAUACAUACUGGAGAGAAACCCUAUGAAUGCAAUGAGUGUGGAAAGGCCUUUGCAACUCACGGUACUCUUCAAAACCAUAAAAGAACACAUACAGGAGAGAAACUGUAUGAAUGUAAUCAGUGUGGCAAUGCCUUUGCUGUUCACAGUAAUCUUCAAAGCCAUAAAAGAACACAUACUGGAGAAAAACCCUAUGAAUGUAAAGAGUGUGGGAAGGCCUUUGCAUCUCACAAUAAUCUUCAGAACCAUAAAAGAACACAUACUGGAGAGAAACCCUAUAAAUGUAAUGAGUGUGGUAAGGCCUUUGCAGCUUAUCGUACUCUUCAAGUACAUAAAAGAAUACAUACUGGAGAGAAACCCUAUGAAUGUAAUGAAUGUGGUAAGGCUUUUUCACAGUACAUUGUUCUUCAAUGCCAUAAAAGAACACACACUGGAGAGAAACCAUACGUAUGUAAUCAGUGUGGCAAGGCCUUUGCAUCUCACAGUAAUCUUCAAAACCAUAAAAGAACACAUACUGGAGAGAAACCCUAUGAAUGUAAUCAGUGUGGGAAGGCAUUUGCAGCUCGCAGUACUCUUAAAAGGCAUAAAAUAUCUCACUCUAGAUAGAAACUCUAUGAACUUAAUCAGUGUGGUAAGAGCGUUGCACAGCACAGUCAUCUUCAAAGGCAUAAAAGAACACACAAAAGAGAGAAACCCGAUGGAUGUAUUUCAUGUGGUAAAGCACAGUAAUCUUCAAAGGCUUAAAAGA
Messenger RNA from Microtus oregoni (creeping vole), 1866 nucleotides. Its product is annotated as zinc finger protein 431-like. Gene Ontology annotation, biological process: regulation of transcription by RNA polymerase II. The transcript is spliced from 4 exons. The record is from RefSeq and is a predicted model, not a curated record. Gene Ontology annotation, cellular component: nucleus. Lineage: Eukaryota; Metazoa; Chordata; Mammalia; Rodentia; Cricetidae. Gene Ontology annotation, molecular function: DNA-binding transcription factor activity, RNA polymerase II-specific; RNA polymerase II transcription regulatory region sequence-specific DNA binding. The coding region runs from base 66 to 1724 and encodes 552 amino acids.